CCGUUGGCUUUGGCGGGCUCUGCUCGCUCUUGCCGGGGGAUUGGCCUGCCCCGACUGGAUGCGAAUUGCAUUGGAUCCAAUAAUGUUGACGGGCGGGAGCAAAUAGGCGGGGCUCCCACUCUGCUCGGGCCAGUGGACCGGGGUGUUCGGGCCAGUCCUCCCACGAAGUUGCACCGUGAUGGCUCGACUUUCAGUGUUCCACGACGGCAUCCUCUUGACACGACACCCACGACACGCUGCUUGAUCCACAAUGGUCGACUUGUAGACUGAUGAUUGACAGGCAGAUGCUCCUCUUCCCGCGCGUAUCCGCGAGGAUGAGACUGGAGAAGGCUACACCGUAAUCACCGUAGAGGCCGGCGCCGAUCUAUUUUGAUGAUUACCCAACCCUGAAUGUAGACAAUUUGGAACAUGAAGCUAAACUCUUGCGGGCCAAAGGUUCAAUGUUUCUACGUAGAGGUAGCUUGGCCGAGCUGCCGAGCUCGAGCCCUGAGAGGUCGGGGCUUCGCUGACGCCGUUCUAAAGAUCGAACGCGGGGCGGCUCUCACACGUGUGUUUCGCUUCCCAGUUCCCGUCCAUGCGCGCGGUGAAAGGGGUGAUCGACGACGGAAGACCGGAAGAAGACCUGGACACAACCACGCUGAACACUUGCGACGCCAACAUCAUAUGCACGUCUCUGCAAUCGCAUGUGUCUCGAGGGACAGCGGUUGUCAGACCAGAUCUCAGCAUCGCGAUGUCAAGACUGCUGUUCAGCCGCAUGUCGAGGUCGACACAUGCAUUGACGUCACGGAACCCUUUGGGCCUUUGGGACUAUCCCCAACUCAUCCGGGGAAGCCGCCCCUUUUGACAGGUGUGGAAACGUUGCUCCGGCCUUUCCAGAAAACAAUGUUGGAAUUGCCAAUUGUCGGUCGCGGGCGGUCAAUUGGAAUGCGUCUUCAUCCACCAUUGAAAACAGAUGAACCCGCCUGCGCAAUGCGUUCCGUAGCAUGUCCUCGACACUCUGUCCUUUCACGCUCAUCGUCAAUGUUCUUCGUGGAACCUUCGGGGUCGCAUGGAAAUGGAGCGUCGAGGAUGGAGCACGCAACAGACUCCAGAGCUUCAUCCAAUAUCCCAGGUGGAUGUGGAUCGAAGGUUUCGGGUUCUUAAUUUAAUCCCGUCUGGGCGUUGCUGCCUUAGUGCCUCAUACUCUUGGUACGUGCGUCAGGCCACAACACACCUCGGGUACAUAAGGUUUCCGAGUCUUCAGUUCGAGGUUGUUCGAACCAACCGAGGC
Messenger RNA from Neurospora tetraspora, 1270 nucleotides. RefSeq lists its product as uncharacterized. The transcript has a single exon. The coding region runs from base 409 to 1143 and encodes 244 amino acids. NCBI's taxonomy places the organism in Eukaryota, Fungi, Ascomycota, Sordariomycetes, Sordariales, Sordariaceae. The record is from RefSeq and is a predicted model, not a curated record.